AUGGGUACGAUUCAGGCAACUGAUCCACGCGGCAGGCAAUCGGCUUCUACAACACCACUAUCACCGGCUGUCUCAAGAAACAAUCCUACUGUCGUUGAUAAUAUUCUCCCAGAAGGCUCUUUAAGCCACGAAUCAUCGGAGGCUCAGGAUGCCGAGCUUUAUUUGACAUACUGCAACUCACAGCCACUCCUUCUUUUCCCAUGUCGAUCCUCUUUGGCCUCUCUGGGAAAGAGGGACGUUGAGCUCCUAUUGGCUAUGGGGGCCAUGGGUGCUCGUUUUAAAGACCAGGGAGUUCACAGCAAGGCCAUUCAAGACGAAAUUGGAAGAAAAAAAGAAAGGGCUUGCAGCAUGGUCAUGAUGCGAGUAGCCGCAGGUACAGUGGAGCUGUCAACGAUACAGACCUUAUGCAUACUCAGCAUGCUGGAAUUCACAGCGGGUCACAUCAUCCGCGCUGGGUCCUACACUGGACUUGCUACUCAUUUCAUCCAUCAUCUGAAAAAAGAUGGCUUUGAGAAACUGAGCAAUUUGGAAACAGAGCGUGACGAGCGUAAGCUAUGCUACAUCAGUCUUAUCAUGCUCCAAAAUAUCCACGGGUCUUUACAGCCGCCUGAAGUUGGAGAUAGCCUUAACUCGCUUGCAGCUCCUGGCGGGUGGAACUCUUUAUUGAGGACGGGAUCAUCAACCAAAGCAAUCUCUUGGGGUAGCAGCGGUGACAACAAGCUUGAUAUCGGAAUCAGUGGAACCAACGUCCAUACAAGCGAGCUAUGGGCCCUGGCAUGCAACUAUGCGAGCAGUCAUGUGGGAGUUGACGCUCAUUCACCAUGGUCCCCCAGAUCCGAUUACAGCUUAAUCAACUUCCAUCAUUGUGAGCACGAGAGCUUGAUGCCACUUCGCUUCCGACUACAUGCAAGCCGUUUUCAAGAUCACCCACCAGCUGAGCUCCAGGCUCAUCGUGACUACUGGGGGCCCUGGAUUUUCUUUCAAAUGGUUUGGCAUGCGGUGCCAUGUAUAGCCAAUCAUCCAUUCCUCCUCUCCAUGAGACUACGGAAAUUUCGCAGAACAAUGCCCCAGUCCUUUCUUCGAAACUCCUUCGAGCAGCUGACCUUCCACUCGGGCUGGGUGGUUCAUUUCCUUGAACUUACCGAGUCGAAGAAUUUUGAAGUAUCUGAUCCGACUAUCGGACAGUGCGUUGCCAUAGUUGCCACCAUAUACCUCCAGCACAGCUUUGUGGAAGAUCGGGCUUUCAGCAAAAAGGCACAGAUGGGAUUCGAAAAAUGCCUCAAGUUCCUCCGUAACAUGGGCCGCCGAUGGCCACAUAUCGACCGCCAGGUCGGACACCUCGAACAGCUUCGGGACACUGUUGCUCCUGGGGGACUGACCACAGAUGGAGGUGCACCCGCAGUGUCUCAUACCCACCAAAAGUGGUCAGUCAAUUUGCAGCUUUUAUGGAAGAUUUUGGUUUAUGCUCAUGCCAGCAACACAUCGGAUGUUGCUGGGGACAUAUUCGGUCCGGAACUUGCCAAGGACAGCGUCGGUCACUCCGGCGAUCCCUCCGCCGGCGCCAUCACUGAGCGCGACUUCUCACUUUUUGGAUCUGCCGGGAUCUCUGGACACACAACUGUCGCGUCUGAGUGUGUCACUUAUCCCCCCGAUCAGAUUGAGGAUCCGACACAGGCAGGGAGUCAAACUUCACCAACUAUAGAUAUUUCUGGGCUCCCAGAUGAUCCCAAUGUGGACUUCCCAGGUAGUGACACGCUCUUUCUUCAGCUCCAGGACUAUGGGAGGGCAUUUGAAGACUGGCUGAGUAUCAACCCAUCGUGA
Molecule: messenger RNA, 1821 nt
Organism: Penicillium salamii
Lineage: Eukaryota; Fungi; Ascomycota; Eurotiomycetes; Eurotiales; Aspergillaceae
Source: the annotation of a GenBank genome assembly